Messenger RNA from Suillus subalutaceus, 3696 nucleotides. RefSeq names its product CHAT domain-containing protein. Bases 130 to 3477 code for a protein of 1115 amino acids. The transcript is spliced from 6 exons. Lineage: Eukaryota; Fungi; Basidiomycota; Agaricomycetes; Boletales; Suillaceae. Gene Ontology annotation, molecular function: protein binding. The record is from RefSeq and is a predicted model, not a curated record.
CCCUCAAUUUCUCUACUCCCUCUCACCUGAACUUCAUACACAGUCCCCGUAUCCCCACCCUCCAUCUUCUCCUACUGUUUAUUCCACUCACCGCUCAGCCCAUCCUCGAUCUUACUUCAUCGCACCAUCAUGCCCAAUAGCUUGGAAGGCCAAUCUAUCAGACUCGAAGUCAUCAGCGGAAAAUAUCUUCAAGUGCCUUCUGAGCGCGCACCCGCAGGCAUCUACGUAUCCAUCAAUGUUGACUCGAGGAGACGCUGGAAAUCAGCCGUCAAAGUCUUAUCAUCGGACAAAUCUGUAGGAUGGGGCGAUACCGCGACCUUAUCACUGGAUGCUUCAUCCAAAUUGUCACUGGACAUCAGGGCAUCUUUCGAGCUCGAUCGAAUGUUGGGCAAUGGAGAAGUCAUCGGAGAACUCGAAGUGACGUGGGAUGAGCUACUCGAUCACGGAGAUGAGCCUUUCAAUCUCACAUUCCCGCCCGUUCGUGGCGACUGUCCUUCCCUCACGCUAAAGGCCGCUGUUGUACAUUCUUGCGACAAUCAGGGCAGCGCACCGCUUGACUCCGUAGUAGACUGCAAGAUUGGUCGAGACACAGACGCAGGCCACGCCCGAUUUGCCGAAUAUGUUUCAAACGAGAGCGACUCUCACCUUAACGAUGCUGUAGAGCAUUUUCAGUCGGUUCUAGAUCAGUGUCCGGUCGACCAUCCUGACCGUGCAGCGGCUCUCACCAACCUCGCGUGGGUCCGCCUCAAAGGCUACAUUGAAGGGGAUUUUGAAGACAUUGACUCCGUCACUUCCCUCUUCCGCGAAGCCCUUGCAUUGCGUCCGCAGGGCCACCCUGAUCAUCUAUUAUCGCUCUAUUGCCUCGCUGAAGCGCUGACCUCGUGCUACCGCGAGGAGGACACCGCCGUCUAUAUCCACCAAUCCGCGGAACUCUACUGCAAGUUACUGCCCCUCUGUCUAGAGGGCACCUACCUUCGCAGCAUCGCGGCAGGGGCAAAUGGCGUGGAUUAUGUGAUCGAUGAAUGCAACAAUCUUCCAACCGACGCAUCCGAUGAAGGCAUCCACCUCCGACGAAUCGUACUCCAGCUUUGUCCUCCGGGUCAUCAAAACCAUCCAGACGCACUCAACGAGCUUUCAAGUGCUCUCCAAUCACGCUUUCGACAAUGCGGCAGCGUUGAUGACAUAGACGAGAGCAUACGAGUUGGUCGCGAAGCUGUUUCUCUAUGCCCCGAGGAACAUACCAGCCGUGCUGCCUAUUUGAAUAACUUGGGCUACUCACUCCGACUCCGCUUUGAUCACCAACGCAGAUCCCAUGACCUUGACGAAGCCAUCUGUGUAUAUGAAGAAGCGCUGCGCAUGUGCCCUGGGGCGCCCUCCGCGUCCGUUUCAUCCGACGUGGUGAUGUUGAUGACAUUAACGAAGCUAUCAGCCUCCGUCGCGAGGGCACUGAUGUUAAUCCCACCCGGGCAUCCAGAUCAUCACACCGCGCUUCACAACCUUGCUAUCACGCUCAAAAUCAGAUAUGACAAUUUGGAUGUCAGCGAGGAUCUCGACGAGGCCAUCAAUCUUUACCGCGAAUCGCUUCGGUUAACGCGGCUUGACCAUCCAGAGCGUCAUAGAAAUCUCUACAAUUUGAGUUCAGUACUUCGCUCUCGUUUCACAAAAACUCAGAAGAAUGAAGAUAUCGAGGAGGCCAUUCGACUCUGCCAAGAGUCGUUGGAGGCUUUACCUUCACUGCACCCAGAUAGAUAUUUCAGCUACAUGCGCUUGCAGGAAGCCUAUUCGUCUCGUUACCGAGUGCAACGCAAGUCUACUGAUUUGUCACUCGCUGUAGAGAACUUCAAACUAGCAUCACGGCACCCAACUCAAGGAUUUCCAAAUCGCAUUACAACAGCCCAGAAAUGGGUUACUGCAGCAGAGCAGCACAGUCAUACAUCUGCGUUAGAGGCCUACAACACAUGUUUUGACCUUCUUGACAGUCACUUGGCAACGCGAUCGUCGACAAUCUCACGGCGCAAAGCUGCCGCUGCUUUCAGUGGUACCAAAUUGUUGCCUGUAAAUGCAGCAUCAUGUGCCAUCCGCAGUGACAAUCUACGACUUGCAGUCGAACUCGCGGAGCGGGGCCGUGGCCAGCAAUGGUCGCUGGCCUCUCGUCUGAGGAGUCCACUGGAAGACCUCGAGUUGACAAAUUCCAACCUAGCUCGCAAGUUCUCGGAGCUCAGCAAGUGUCUCUCCGAUACUCAAGGUCUCGCAGUCGGCACAGACAGAGCUGCCGUUGAUCGAGCAGAAACACGGUAUAGGAAACUCACGGAGCAGUGGGGAGCUACGGUAACUGAAAUCCGCGAUAUUGAAGGUUUCUCGCGAUUCCUGGUCCCACCUUUGUACGAAGACUUGCAAGCAGCAGCGCGCCAGGGCCCGGUCAUCAUCCUCAUCGCUAGUCAAUAUUCGUGCAGCGCCAUCAUCGUCCCGACAACAGGAGAGCCUCAUCAUGUUUCCUUGCCGUCCGUUACUCUCACAGAUCUGAAUAAUCUCAAGGAUCGCUUCGCUAGGGCGAUACGACACGCAUCUAUCAUGGGCCCAAAAGUGCCACGUAACGAUCUAAUAGUCCUCUUGCGGACAGUAUGGAACGAGAUCAUGCUACCCAUUGUCCAUGUCCUCCAGCAUGUCCUGAAAUUAAAAUUCCUCUCUCGAAUCUGGCUGUGUCCAACUGCAGCUUUCACAUCUAUUCCUCUGCACGCAGCUCACCCCUUUCUAACAAAGGCGGAUGGUUCUAAGGAGCCAUGCCUGGAGGAUCUCUUUAUCUGCUCUUACACGCCAACACUUUCAGCUCUAGUCAGAUCUAGACGGAUGAUGAAGAGUCGUGUCGCUCCAUCCUUUGCGACAAUCGGACAAGGUCAACCGGGUGCAGGGAAAGGCAAGGCACUCUUGGCUGUCGACAACGAGGUCGAGCUUGUCCGAAAGCUCGUCCCUGCGACGGCCAACCGGACCACUAUUUCUGGGGAUGCAGCCACACGAGCAGGUGCACUGCAAGCUUUGGAAGAGAACACCUGGGUGCACCUUGCCUGUCAUGGCAAGCAGGACCCUACGCAGCCUUACGAUUCGCAUUUCGUCAUGAGAGAUGGACCUCUGACGCUGCUUGAUAUCAUGGAGAAAGACAUUCCGCACGCAGAGUUCGCGUUCUUAUCCGCUUGUCACACCGCUGUUGGCGAUAAGGAGACGCCCGACGAAGUGAUUCACCUCGCAGCUGGUCUCCAGUUUUCAGGGUUCAAGAGCGUCGUUGGCACGCUGUGGGAGGUCGACGACUCUGUCGCAAAACAUGUCGUCGAGGCUUUCUACAAGAAUAUGUUCAAGGAUUUGGAGGAUGGUGGCGAGAUGGACUGUACGAAGGCAGCAUGGGCACUCAAUCGUGCUACACAUGCCGUGAAGACGAAAGUACCGCUCGAGCAGAGGAUGGUUUUCGUUCAUAUUGGUGUGUAGUUCUGUCUCGAAUAGCUUUCAUUCUAGGCUCUAGUACGAAUUGUUGUUGAUAUUUCGUCUCGUUGGUGUACUUAUUGUAAGAUUGCCCUGAUACUUGCUUCGCAUCGAUAUCUCCUCGUGUAAUUGUGUACUCUUAGAAUAGUCUUUCGAAACUUCACUCAUCGUUCACAGGAUUAGGUUCAGGUUCCUCCAGUGGCGAGAACAAAUCUUAUAUUUGGU